GGCGUGGAGCGGAUCACUGAGGAGGACUACUUUCUCAAAGCAGGCGAGUUCCGCUUCUGGCUCAGGGAGGAGCGCGACAAGUAUCUUGACCAGCUCUCCUCCGCCGACGCCCACAAAUAUUUCCGUCGCUUUGUCCGGCGCUGGAAUGACGGCGCCCUUCCUAGAGCGUGUUAUGCGCCUCACGAGAGCACCAGCAUGCGCGCGUCUAAUAACACGGCUUACAAGUGGACGUUCACGGCGAGCUCGCGCUUCAGCUCGGUCGAGCUGGCGGGGGCGCGUGAGUCGGUCGACCGCGCAACACAUUCUAAGCCAGGCAAUGACGCCGGUGACAGCGACGAAGACAUAGGACCUGUUCCUGAGGCCUCGCCAUCACCCGGACCCCAGCUCGUCGGGCCGUCAGUUGGGCCGAGUGCCCCAAACGUGGCCGAGCGCCAAAUGGCACGCGAAGUGCAGGCUGAGAGCGAGCGCAUGGAGCGCAAUGCUGAACGUCGCGCUGGGCGCAAGGUGGUGAUUGAGCGUGUUGAGGAGCUCGCACCCCGGCAGACUGGAAAGGAAGGCCGACAGGCUGAGAAGCGCGCGACCAACCAGCAGAACAAGCAGAUGCGAGAGAAGGACGCUGCUGCUGGCCUCGAGGUUGAUGAUGACACGCUCAUGGGCGACGGCAGCAGCUUUGCAGCCGCUCUCCGUGCUAGGGACGGGGUGUCCUCGAAACGCGCGGACAGGAAGUCCGAGGAAGCUGCCGAACGGCGUGCCGCGCACGAGGAGCGUAUUGCUGAGCGUCGCGAGAAGGAGCUGGAAACUAUGGCAAUGUAA
This is a messenger RNA of Cutaneotrichosporon oleaginosum, 813 nucleotides long. RefSeq lists its product as uncharacterized. NCBI's taxonomy places the organism in Eukaryota, Fungi, Basidiomycota, Tremellomycetes, Trichosporonales, Trichosporonaceae. The record is from RefSeq and is a predicted model, not a curated record.